Messenger RNA from Equus quagga, 5419 nucleotides. It is a transcript of the gene XPR1, whose product is annotated as xenotropic and polytropic retrovirus receptor 1. Gene Ontology annotation, biological process: phosphate ion transport; cellular response to phosphate starvation. Bases 161 to 2251 code for a protein of 696 amino acids. The transcript has 15 exons. Gene Ontology annotation, cellular component: Golgi apparatus; cytoplasm; plasma membrane. Lineage: Eukaryota; Metazoa; Chordata; Mammalia; Perissodactyla; Equidae. Gene Ontology annotation, molecular function: inositol hexakisphosphate binding. The record is from RefSeq and is a predicted model, not a curated record.
GCGGCUCUGAGGAGACCUCGGCGGCGGCGGAGGAGGAGAGAAGCGCAGCGCCGCGCCGCGCCGGGGCCCAUGUGGGGAGGAGUCGGAGUCGCUGUUGCCGCCGCCGCCGCCGCCGCCUGUAACUGCUGGACCCGAGUGGGAGUGAGGGGGAAACGGCAGGAUGAAGUUCGCCGAGCACCUCUCCGCGCACAUCACUCCCGAGUGGAGGAAGCAAUACAUCCAGUAUGAGGCUUUCAAGGAUAUGCUGUAUUCAGCUCAGGACCAGGCACCUUCUGUGGAAGUUACAGAUGAGGACACAGUAAAGAGAUAUUUUGCCAAGUUUGAAGAAAAAUUUUUCCAAACCUGUGAAAAAGAACUUGCCAAAAUCAACACAUUUUAUUCAGAAAAGCUCGCAGAGGCUCAGCGGAGGUUUGCUACACUUCAGAAUGAGCUUCAGUCGUCACUGGAUGCGCAGAAAGAAAGCACUGGUGUUACUACUCUGCGCCAACGUAGAAAGCCAGUCUUCCACUUGUCCCAUGAGGAACGUGUCCAACAUAGGAAUAUUAAAGACCUUAAACUGGCCUUCAGCGAGUUCUACCUCAGUCUUAUCCUGCUGCAGAACUAUCAGAAUCUGAAUUUUACAGGGUUUCGAAAAAUCCUUAAAAAACAUGACAAGAUCCUGGAAACAUCUCGUGGAGCAGAUUGGCGAGUGGCUCAUGUAGAAGUGGCCCCAUUUUAUACAUGCAAAAAAAUCAACCAGCUCAUCUCGGAAACUGAGGCUGUAGUGACCAAUGAACUUGAAGAUGGUGACAGACAAAAGGCUAUGAAGCGUUUACGUGUCCCUCCUUUGGGAGCUGCUCAGCCUGCACCAGCAUGGACUACUUUUAGAGUUGGCCUAUUUUGUGGAAUAUUCAUUGUACUGAAUAUUACCCUUGUGCUUGCCGCUAUAUUUAAACUUGAAACAGAUAGAAGUAUAUGGCCCUUGAUAAGAAUCUAUCGGGGUGGCUUUCUUCUGAUUGAAUUCCUUUUUCUACUGGGCAUCAACACAUAUGGUUGGAGACAGGCUGGAGUAAAUCAUGUGCUCAUCUUUGAACUUAAUCCAAGAAGCAAUUUGUCUCAUCAACAUCUCUUUGAGAUCGCUGGAUUCCUUGGGAUAUUGUGGUGCCUGAGCCUUCUGGCAUGCUUCUUUGCUCCAGUUAGUGUCAUACCCACAUAUGUGUAUCCACUUGUCCUUUAUGGAUUUAUGGUUUUCUUUCUUAUCAAUCCCACCAAAACUUUCUAUUAUAAAUCCCGGUUUUGGCUGCUUAAACUGCUGUUUCGAGUAUUUACGGCCCCCUUCCAUAAGGUAGGCUUUGCUGAUUUCUGGCUGGCCGAUCAGCUGAACAGCCUGUCAGUGAUACUGAUGGACCUGGAAUAUAUGAUCUGCUUCUACAGUUUUGAGCUCAAAUGGGAUGAAAGUGAGGGCCUGUUGCCAAAUGAUUCAGAAGAACCAGAAAUUUGCCACAAAUAUUCAUAUGGUGUGCGGGCCAUUGUUCAGUGCAUUCCUGCUUGGCUUCGCUUCAUCCAGUGCCUGCGCCGAUACCGAGACACAAAAAGGGCCUUUCCUCAUUUAGUUAAUGCUGGCAAAUACUCCACAACUUUCUUCACGGUGACGUUUGCAGCCCUUUACAGCACUCAUAAAGAACGGGGUCACUCAGACACUGUGGUGUUCUUUUACCUGUGGAUCGUAUUUUGCACCAUCAGCUCCUGCUAUACUCUGAUCUGGGAUCUAAAGAUGGACUGGGGUCUCUUUGAUAAGAAUGCCGGAGAAAACACCUUCCUCCGGGAAGAGAUUGUAUACCCUCAAAAAGCCUAUUACUACUGUGCCAUCAUAGAGGAUGUGAUUCUACGCUUUGCUUGGACUGUCCAAAUCUCAAUUACCUCCAUGACUUUGUUGCCUCAUUCUGGGGACAUCAUUGCUACUGUUUUUGCUCCCCUUGAGGUUUUCCGGCGAUUUGUGUGGAACUUCUUUCGCCUGGAGAAUGAACAUCUGAAUAACUGUGGUGAAUUCCGUGCUGUGCGGGACAUCUCUGUGGCCCCUCUGAAUGCAGAUGAUCAGACACUCCUAGAGCAGAUGAUGGACCAGGAGGACGGGGUACGAAACCGCCAGAAGAACCGGCCUUGGAAGUACAGCCAGAGCAUAUCCUUGCGCCGGCCUCGCCUUGCUUCUCAAUCCAAGGCUCGUGACACUAAGGUAUUGAUAGAAGACACAGAUGAUGAAGCUAACACUUGAAUCCUCUGACGUCUAGAUUAACAUCCCUGGUUUUCCUACUCUACAAUCCUUUCCUCGACCAACGCCACCUCUAGUACCUUUCCAGCUGAAAACAGGAGAAGACACAUAACACAUUUUCCGAGCUCUUCCAGAUCGGAUCCUAUGGACUCCAAACAAGCUCACUGUGUUUCUUUUCUUUUCUUCUGGUUUAAUUUUCAUUUUCUAUUUUUAAAACAAAUAUUUACUUCAUUUUGCCAAUCAGAGGACAUUUUAAGGAACAAAAACAUAGUAUCUUAUGGAUUGUUUACAAUCAUAAGGACACAGAUACCUAUCAGGAUGAAGAACAGGCAUUGCGAGGACCCUCUGAUGGGACGGUACCGAGAUACUUCGGCUUCCGCUCGGCCCGGUUUUGACUGGUUGAAACCGGACAUUGAUUUUUAAAUUUUUUGUCAGUUUAUGUGGAGAAUUUUUUCCUUUCCUUCAUACCCAGCGCAAAAGCACUGGCCGCACUUGCAGGGAAAGUGCAACUUAGAGCAGUACCUUCAUUCACGAAGCUACUUUUUAAUUUGAUGUAACUUUUCUUAUUUUGGGGAGGGUUGCUGGGUGGGUGGGAUAUAUGAUGUAUUUGUUACAUAUAGUUUUCUCAUUAUUUAUGAAACUUAACCAUAAAAGAAUGAUAUAACUCCUGUGCAAUGAAGGUGAUAACAGUGAAAGAAGACAGGGGAAACUAUUGUUGGACAGCAUUUAUGAGGGUUUAGUCCACAAUACCUCUUUCAUGAGACAACUUGCACCAGUUUGACUUUUUCUUUUCUUUCUUUUUAAUUUUAAGCCAAAGUUUUAUUACAGAUUUUUUAAGUUGCUGCUGCUUUAGAAUCCUGAGCAUGUCUCUCAUAGCAGAGUAUCCACACACUUCCACACAACCAGUUGAAAUUUACUUAAGAGGUCUGAUGCCUUUUUUUUUUUAAGAACAGAUAUAGAAUACAUUUGCCCAUGUUCCAGCCAUAACAACUGAAGUUAUGCCUUAUCAAGCUUCAGCAUGUAGGGUAAUUGAAGUAAUAACCUUUACUUAUUCUGAAUUAGAAGACAGAGCUAUUUCAGAGACUCUCUCCACCCCCAUUGGAUAAUUUUUCUUCUUGGCUCACUUACUUUAGCCAGAAUUUGCUCAAAUUAAAAGUCUGUCUUGGGGAAACCAUAUUUUUGAGAGCAAAGAACAAAUUAUCCUUCCUCUUCCACUUUACACUGAUAAAACAGACCUUGGCAGCCAUUUCUCCCAGCAGUUUUAAAGGUUGAACAUUGGAUUUCAUGCCCUCCUAUGAUAGAAAACCUGCUUUUAAGAUCUUUUGGGUCUAAACAUGGUCAUACACAAAAAGUAUAUUUCUUAGACAUUUCAGACUGUCAUGGUCUGUAUACAAUGCCCAUUUUCACUUCUUUGUCUGUUUCUUUCCUGUGGUUCUGUCAUCCACAUAAGCCCAAAAACCAUAAGGGAUUUUACUUCCUUGAAUGUGGUUGACAUUAAAUUUAGCAUUUCAUUAUCUAACAAAAUUAAUAUAAAUACUAGUAAAAAGUAAAGUUUUAAGCCUCCCUUUCCCCCAAAUGCAGAUGAAGAUUCCAGAGUCAGCAUCAGUGGAUUCAUGCAAGUAAAUUGCUGUUGUUGUUCAUCUUAACUUUAGACAGAGGAACAAAUGAGUGAAAGGGCAGCUAUCAUCACUUACUUAGUCUUAGAAACAUGUGGUUACUGCCCCUUAAUAUACCCCUUUUGUCAUCAGCUCUUCUCCUGUGUAUCACAAGUCUUUACUCAUCCCUGUCAUAAUUCCAGUAGAUUAUAUUAAAGUUACUGUUACUACCAAAAUUCUAUCAGUUAACUGAUAGUUUCUUUUUAAAGGAGUUUCUUCUAUCUUUAUUUUGACAAGCUUCCAAAAUGUAUUCCCUUUCUGAAUUGAGGUGUUUUUUUUUCCUAAAAAGUCAUACAACUUUGUGGCUUUUAUUGCUUUUUUGUGUUUUGCCAAGUAUGUUCCUUGGCCCAAAACUGAAGAGAAAAAGUUUAAUUACUUUUUUUUUUUAGUUUAAAUAAAUUGAAUCAUUUACAAUAAUCAGCGGUAACAAUUUAGUGACCCUUAAUAGAUUAAAGGUUGCAUUAUUUAUAUUGGGGAUUUUUUAAAAAAAAACUAUUCUGUUUUUGUACUUUAAAACUAUGGGGGAAUAUCACUGGUCUGUCAAGAAAUAGCAUUAAUCAUUACUGAGUUAUAUAAAUAAGUCCAGUGGACCAGUCAUUUUUUUUGUACAAAUAAAAUUGGUGGUACUAAUUGUGUAUGCAGAGCAAUCUGAAUUGUCAACUUCAUUCUCUAUUAGUAAACCUAUAUAAUGACACACAUAAAAUCUUACAGUUGACUCCUAGUAUUUGAACUCCCCAGUGUUUUUACGUUAGUGUAUCCUGUGGCCAAUUUAGUCUUUCUUCUACUGUUAUGAUUCCAGAUGUUAUUCACUAUUAUUUCAUAGAAUGUAUUCCUUUCCCAUGUUUGUCCUAUUAGCGUAGUCCAUUCAAGAGUAAGGCUUAUGUAACUUUCAGCUUACCAUUAUAGAUGUUCAAAUAUGUAUUGAAACACACGGCUUUAUCUUCUUCCUAAAGCUGUAAAGAGAGACGAAGAGGGCUUUUCCUCAUCAAGAGGAAAUAGUCUGGGAGACAGAGUGUACAUUUAAAUUUUUUCCUCCAAAAAAGGCAAUGUACAUUUUUCUCUCCUAAAUUUUAUAUGCCCUGGCAGUUGCAAAUGCUCUACCCUACCUACGAUUUUGUUGGAGACUCCACUACACUGAAACUCUCAAUAGAACUCUUAGGAAAUGAACAUCACAGUCGUUUUAAAGGAGUAACAGUCUAACUAAAGGUAAAACUUAUCUGAUUUUAGCUUUAUCUAGUUGUAUUUUGUUUGAGAAUCACUCAGUUUAUAAUGUCAGUUAAAAUGCUCCCCAAAGGAAUGAAAAGAAAGUAUAAAUAAAAGAAUAAAGUUCAUUUUUCAUUUUAUGAUAGAUAGUAUAGAAAGCAUUGAUGUGUGUAGAAAAAUUAGAAGACAAAAGUGGCUUAUUUUCUGUGCACAAAUAUGUGCCUGUAUGUAAGGCUACCUAUACCGUUAAAAUGGAAUAGUUGAUAAUUUCAUACCAUACAGAGAGACAAUAAAGUGAUCAAAUAUUAAGUGA